Messenger RNA from Cyphellophora europaea CBS 101466, 1776 nucleotides. RefSeq lists its product as uncharacterized. The transcript has a single exon. The record is from RefSeq and is a predicted model, not a curated record. NCBI's taxonomy places the organism in Eukaryota, Fungi, Ascomycota, Eurotiomycetes, Chaetothyriales, Cyphellophoraceae. Bases 1 to 1776 code for a protein of 591 amino acids. Gene Ontology annotation, cellular component: membrane; endoplasmic reticulum. Gene Ontology annotation, biological process: transmembrane transport.
AUGCCGCUAUCCGACUAUCUCACGAUCACCACACCCACCUCUCUACGCAUGCGCGAAGCUGUUUCCGCCCUCGUACCGCGCGAUCAAGUAGCUAUCACAGGUGCUGCCCUCGAUACUCUCAAGAAAAAACUGCCGCCACACGCUGGUCACCCAGACUUUGGCCAUCUCACUCUUCUCGUCUUCGAAGCCGUUCUCGAGGUAGUAUGUGUCAGUCUGCCCGGAUACAUCGUCGCCCGGCAGGGCAUGUUUGAUGCCGAAUCUCAAAAGUUCCUGGCCAACCUCAAUGUCCAGCUCUUCACGCCAUGCCUCAUUUUCACCAAAUUAGCGUCGCAGCUCACGGCCGACAAGCUCGCCGAUCUGGCCAUAAUUCCAGUUAUCUUCGUUGUGCAGACAUUGGUGUCAUACCUCUGCGCAUUCGCAAUUGGACGUCUACUACGAUUCAAGAAGAGGCAAAAUAACUUUCUGAUCGCUAUGGGCGUCUUUGGCAACUCCAACUCAUUGCCCAUCUCUCUGGUCCUUUCUCUUUCCAAAACUCUGAAAGGACUGCACUGGGAUAAGGUGCCAGGAGACAACGACGAUGAAGUGGCGGCGAGAGGCAUUCUCUAUCUUCUGAUCUUCCAGCAAUUAGGUCAGUUGCUACGCUGGAGUUGGGGUUACAACGUUCUUCUCGCGCCUCCGGAAUCUUACACAGAGGAAGAAGGCGGAACCAAAAGAAUCGACGGCGUCGAGCGAGGUCCGGAUGCGUAUAGGGACGAUCCCUCGGACGACGAGGACCAGGGCCUGCUGAGUCGAAGCUAUGAUCAAGACAGCGACGACUAUUCCGACCAGACCCGCGUUGCUAACUCUCCGACAAUGACGUCGAGCGGUAUCAAGACCCCCGGGACUCCACACAAUAAGUCUGGCUUGACGUCCCGUUCGGAGUCAGCCGAGCAGCUGGCUUACAAUGCUGAGUUGAAUUCGACGCCUGCCAACGGCAUGAUCGCGCCCAAUGGCUACCAUCAACUCCCUGCCUUCAUGAAACCUGAUCCGUACAAGCACUACGAUGAAGACGCUGGGGGAUGGAAAGGCAGCGUUAAUCGUGUACGCAAUCGAAUCCGCGGGUCUCUUUUCAUGCUCCGCAGAAAGACUUGCCGCUUUGCUCAGGCACUGUUCGAUCGGCUUCCGAAUCCUGUUCAGAAAGUAUUGACGGCUAUCGAGUCUGCCGUCACGCGCUUUUUGAACGGGCUUUGGGAGUUCAUGAACCCACCCCUCUGGGCGAUGCUUAUCGCCAUUAUUGUGGCGUCUAUUCCUGCCCUGCAGGACGCAUUCUUCCGUCGGGGCAGUUUCUUACGCAACUCUGUGACCCGUGCUGUGGAGCAGAGUGGUGGUGUGGCUGUUCCUCUCAUUUUAGUCGUUCUAGGUGGAAACUUGGCGCGGAAUACACUGCCUAAUGACCCCUCUAGCAGAAUCGCGGACCCAAAGGAAGAACGCAAGCUUCUGAUAGCAUCUUUGGUCUCCCGAAUGUUGUUACCGACUAUCAUUAUGGCGCCUUUCAUUGCCUUGGUGGCGAAAUAUGUUCCCGUCAGCAUUGUAGACGACAAAAUCUUUCUUAUUGUCUGCUUCCUACUUACGGGUGCGCCUACUGCCCUUCAACUGGCCCAGAUCUGUCAAAUCAAUAACGUCUACAUGCCGGUCAUGGCGAAGAUCCUCUUCCAGAGCUACGUUGUUUGGAUUUUGCCAUCGACACUCAUUCUGGUCUUGCUCGCGCUGGAGACUGUUGAAUGGGCGACGGUCUAG